CAAAGACACAAGCAGCAGCUGUGGUCAGUGUUUUUCAUCAUCUCUAAAAACACACACACACACACACACUAAUCUGCAAUCAUGGCGUCUCAACUAAGCAAAAAACGAAAGUUUGUAGCAGACGGCGUGUUUUUUGCCGAAUUGAAUGAGGUGCUAACCAGAGAGCUAGCGGAAGACGGCUACUCCGGCGUGGAAGUUAGGGUUACGCCGAUGCGUACUGAAAUCAUCAUCAGAGCUACUCGUACUCAAAACGUUCUAGGUGAGAAGGGAAGGAGGAUAAGAGAGCUAACUUCUCUUGUUCAGAAGCGAUUUAAGUUCCCUGAAAACAGUGUUGAGCUUUAUGCUGAGAGAGUGAACAACAGGGGGCUUUGUGCCAUUGCCCAGGCUGAGUCUUUGCGUUACAAGCUUCUUGGAGGGCUUGCUGUCCGCAGAGCUUGCUAUGGUGUUCUGAGAUUUGUUAUGGAGAAUGGAGCCAAGGGGUGUGAGGUGAUUGUUAGCGGAAAGCUUAGAGCUCAGCGUGCCAAAUCAAUGAAGUUCAAGGAUGGGUACAUGGUUUCAUCUGGUCAACCUGUCAAGGAGUACAUCGACUAUGCUGUGAGACACGUGCUUCUUAGACAGGGCGUUCUUGGUAUUAAGGUUAAGAUUAUGCUCGAUUGGGAUCCUUCUGGCAAACUCGGACCCAAAACUCCUUUGCCCGACAAUGUUGUUAUUCACAUGCCCAAGGACGAUGUCGCUACAUUUCCACCAAAGGAGGUAGAAGAAUAUAUGCCACCAAUCGUUGCUGAUGAGCCUUUGCCUGCGGCUGUUUAAGGCUCUCUGAAAAAGAAAGAUUAGAUAUCUUUGUGAUGUUUAGACUUGGAAGUUUUGGAUGAUAAAUCUUAUGUGAUCUGUUAAGUACCGGUUUUUAAACUGAUUUUUAAGUUUAUGUUAAUGGUUGACAGUUAUUUCUGAACACUUGCAUUAUUACAAGAAUAGAAUGUUUUGUGCUUUAUUCA
This is a messenger RNA of Erigeron canadensis, 995 nucleotides long. Its product is annotated as 40S ribosomal protein S3-1-like. Gene Ontology annotation, biological process: translation. The record is from RefSeq and is a predicted model, not a curated record. The transcript has 6 exons. NCBI's taxonomy places the organism in Eukaryota, Viridiplantae, Streptophyta, Magnoliopsida, Asterales, Asteraceae. Bases 82 to 810 code for a protein of 242 amino acids. Gene Ontology annotation, cellular component: cytosolic small ribosomal subunit; nucleus. Gene Ontology annotation, molecular function: RNA binding; structural constituent of ribosome.